This is a messenger RNA of Amaranthus tricolor (Joseph's coat), 1055 nucleotides long. RefSeq names its product alpha carbonic anhydrase 7-like. NCBI's taxonomy places the organism in Eukaryota, Viridiplantae, Streptophyta, Magnoliopsida, Caryophyllales, Amaranthaceae. Gene Ontology annotation, molecular function: zinc ion binding; carbonate dehydratase activity. Bases 14 to 859 code for a protein of 281 amino acids. The record is from RefSeq and is a predicted model, not a curated record. The transcript has 7 exons.
AAAAAUCCUUUGCAUGAAGAAAACGAAGAUGCAGAAGUUGAAUGCACCGAUCUUUCAAUCUUCUCUCCUUUCUCUUUUCCUCAUUUUCUUACUUGCUUCUUCAAUUUUAGCACAAGAAGUUGAGGAUGAGAGGGAAUUUGACUACAUAAAAGGAAGUGAAAGGGGGCCAGAACAUUGGGGAGAACUUAAGCUAGAAUGGUCGACUUGUAAGACGGGCAAAUUGCAGUCUCCAAUUGAUUUGUGGCAUACAAGAGUCAAAAUUAUCUCUAAAUCUUCGGAGAUUAUCCGGAUGUACAAACCCACUCAUGCAAUUCUCAAAAAUAGAGGCCACGAUAUUGAGUUGGAGUGGAAAGAUGAAAGGAGCAAAAUCGAAAUAAAUGGAACAGAGUACAUCCUAAAACAAUCACAUUGGCACUCUCCAUCAGAGCAUACAAUCAAUGGGAAAAGGUAUGAUUUGGAAUUGCAUAUGGUUCAUCAAAGCCAUGAUGGAAAGAUUGCUGUCAUUGGACUUCUUUACAAGAUCGGCAAGCCUAAUCACUUCCUUGCUAAGUUGAACAAAAAAAUAGAAAAAAUAUCAGAGACAACAGAGGAGAUAGAUGCUGGCAUAAUAAAUCCAGUGAGGGUUAGAAUGAGCGGGAGGAAUUACUACAGAUAUAUGGGCUCUCUUACCACCCCUCCUUGCACUGAAGGUGUCCUUUGGUCUAUCAACACUAAGAUUGGAACAGUUUCAGAAGAGCAAGUAGCUUUGCUGAGGGAAGCUGUUCAUGAUCAUGCAGAGCAAAAUGCAAGACCUUUGCAACGUAUUAAUGGAAGGAAGACGCAUCUCUACGCCCACAUGAUUAAAAAUCGUCCCGAGUAAUAAAGCUGUACAUUAGAAUUGUCACAUUAUAACAAACCAACCAUUUUAUUCAAAUACCAAGUCUUUAUGAUUUCACUUAUUCUUUGAUUUGGACGAUGCAUUUAUUUAUUGGUUUGAGUAUAUGAUAUGAAUUUCACACUAAUUUUACUAUGUAAUUUGAUAAUAAUACAAUAUAUAGAUUAUUAGAUUUUAUUUA